This is a messenger RNA of Acyrthosiphon pisum (pea aphid), 1200 nucleotides long. RefSeq lists its product as uncharacterized. Gene Ontology annotation, molecular function: snoRNA binding. Lineage: Eukaryota; Metazoa; Arthropoda; Insecta; Hemiptera; Aphididae. The record is from RefSeq and is a predicted model, not a curated record. Gene Ontology annotation, biological process: maturation of SSU-rRNA from tricistronic rRNA transcript (SSU-rRNA, 5.8S rRNA, LSU-rRNA). The coding region runs from base 247 to 879 and encodes 210 amino acids. Gene Ontology annotation, cellular component: Pwp2p-containing subcomplex of 90S preribosome; small-subunit processome. The transcript is spliced from 3 exons.
AUUGAUGUGUAUUGUGUAUGUAUAUUUUAGAAUAUGUGUUAGUAGAUAUAACGCUGCAUUGUCAAUAGUUGAUACAGAUGAGAUGUGGGAUAAGUAUUUAACCACUAUGAUCAAAAUAAUAUCUGAUGCUGGUAUUACAGAAAUGUAUAAAAUAUGUUUAAUUAAAGAAUCUAUACACUGUGCUCACAAGAAAAAUAAAUUGAAACCAAAUCAUUAUAUUCGUUUGAUAAAUAAUUCAAAAGGUUCAUGACCCUGGACAUUAUAGAUUGGGCCAUCGAAGCAUAUCCAAAUGACAUGGGUAUCUUAGAAGUGAAUAUAAAAUUUAAGCUAACAGAUAAAGAUGAUCUUAUUGCUUACGAGUUAUUUAAAGCAAAUGCUAAUAAAGUUUCAUCCGCAAUGUGGCUUAUAAUAAUUCAAUAUUUUUCAAAUAAACCACAGAUAAGGCAUAUUUUCAACAUGGCAUUUGGAGAUAAAUCUGUGUGUUCUAACAAAGUAAAAAAAAAGCUUGCAAAUGAGUAUUUGUUGUGGUUAAGCAAAAAUAAGUCUUUGAAUGAUGCUCGAAAUGCAUACUUGUUGUUAAACACAAACAACAGUUGUGAUGCAAGUCUGUGCAAGACUUUGGUAACUCUAGAAACCGGACAACAGAUAAUAGACGUCAGCAAGAUUAGACAGCAUUUUACAUUAGCAUGCAUGCAGUUUGGUAAAACCGAUAUCGAUUUGUGGAUAGAACGAAUUAACUUUGAGCUAAAGUAUGGGUCACGAAAACUUGUUUCCACAACAUAUCACCAAGCGUGGACAACAUUGAAUAAUGCAGAGUCUGGUCAAUUUGCUGAAAUACUGAAGGCGAAUUCUACGUUAAAUACAAUUUGUAACCCUUGAUAAUUACAUAAUAAUAUUAUAAUAUUUACAUUUCAAGAUUAUAUAAAAUAUACAUUAUUAGGUAUAGUCUGAAGUCUUAAGGCCAUUCAUUAAAAAUAAUUAUAUUUUUAAACAUUGCUAUGAAAUUCUUUUAUGAAUAUCAUUAUCUAUUAUUUGUAUUCCUUGGGAUCUUUCUUCUAUAGUACUGUUUGUUAUAAAUAAAUUACCUUUUCAAUUUUUCAAACCAAUAUAUUAUUUAUUGCCUUGAUAUUUUUUUUUAUACUUUAUCAUCUAUUAAAUAAGCACAACACAUAAACUCAAAAACUCUUGUACAAAUCAUUA